CUGUUUAGUUCGAAUAAAGUUAUUCGACUGGAGUUUACUGACUGCGUGAGCACACCGCUACAACGUGUUUUUAUCGCUAUUAAUAUACGUCACCACUGCCAAUACCUGACACCCGCCAGUGCGCGAUUUCUUUAAUUUUUCGAUCCAAGGUAAGCCAACUAUGGAGAAUUCUAAAAAAAGAAAAGUGACUGAAGAAAACAGAACGUUUAAUGAUACGUGGACAGAUUCAUUUGCUUUCACUGUUGACGAGACUGGUUUACCGGUAUGCUUAAUAUGCAAUGAGAAACUAGCAAACAACAAAAAGUCAAAUGUCGCAAGGCAUUUCCAGAAUAAACAUGCAGCCUUUGCUCAAAAAUAUCCGGAUGGAGAUGAGAGAAAAAAAGCCGUUUCGGAACUGAUGCGGAAGGUUGAUCUGAGCAAAAAUCAUUUCCAGAAAUGGAUGAAGUCUGGAAAAUCAACGACAUACGCUAGUUAUAUUGCCGCUCAGGAAAUAGUCAGGCACUGGAAGCAGUUUACAGAUGGUGAAUAUAUAAAAGAAUCUUUCAUUAAGAUUUCAGAACAUCUAUUCACGGACUUUAAAAACAAGAGUGAAAUUGUGCAGAAAAUCAGGGAUAUGCCCCUCUCUGCAAAGACUGUCAAAGACAGAACCAUAAAAAUGGCAGAAGACAUCACAAGACAGCAAAUUAAAGACAUCAAUUCAGCUGUGGCCUACUCGAUUGCCUGUGACGAGUCUAAAGACAAAGGUGAUAUUGAACAAAUAGCGUUGUUCUGCCGGUAUGUAAACUCUGCCGGGCCACAGGAAGAACUGAUUGAGUUGAUACCUCUAAAAGACCAAACACGGGGGGAGGACAUCUGUGAGGCUGUCUUGAAUUGUUUAAGAGCCAAAGGAAUAAAGACCACCCAUCUGGUGUCAGUAGCUACUGAUGGGGCACCGAAUAUGACGGGAACGCACAAGGGAUUUGUGGCUUUACUGCAGAAGUCGCUGGACAGAAAGCUGCUGACUUUUCACUGCAUCUUGCACCAAGAAGCACUGUGCGCUCAAACAUUUCCUCCGGAAUGCACAGAAGUAAUGGAUGUUGUCAUUCAGAUUGUCAAUAAAAUAAUGGCAAAAAGUUUAAAUCACCGUCAAUUCCGUUUGUUACUGGACGAGCUGGAAAGCGCAUAUUCUGAUCUCCUGCUGCACAACAAAGUCCGGUGGCUGUCCAAAGGGGAGGUGCUGAAACGCUUUGUCGCGUGUCUGGAAGAAGUGAAAACUUUCCUGGGCAGCAAAGGGCUCAACUUUCCUGAGCUGGAACAGCCAGAGUGGCUGGAAAAGCUACACUUCAUGGUAGACAUGACAGCGCACCUGAACACGCUGAACACAGCUCUUCAACGGGGUUGACAACUGGCUGACGUUAUUUUUGGUUUGCUGCUGGCGGCAAAUUUAAGUUUGGCGUUUUUCAUAAAUACAAGAAG
Messenger RNA from Hypanus sabinus (Atlantic stingray), 1455 nucleotides. Its product is annotated as general transcription factor II-I repeat domain-containing protein 2-like. NCBI's taxonomy places the organism in Eukaryota, Metazoa, Chordata, Chondrichthyes, Myliobatiformes, Dasyatidae. The coding region runs from base 161 to 1381 and encodes 406 amino acids. The transcript has 2 exons. The record is from RefSeq and is a predicted model, not a curated record.